Molecule: messenger RNA, 4241 nt
Organism: Pocillopora damicornis (cauliflower coral)
Lineage: Eukaryota; Metazoa; Cnidaria; Anthozoa; Scleractinia; Pocilloporidae
Product: phosphoinositide 3-kinase regulatory subunit 4
Biological process (GO): macroautophagy; late endosome to vacuole transport; protein targeting to vacuole
Cellular component (GO): nucleus-vacuole junction; late endosome; phosphatidylinositol 3-kinase complex, class III, type I
Molecular function (GO): protein binding; protein serine/threonine kinase activity; ATP binding
Source: RefSeq, a predicted model, not a curated record
ACAACUCACUUUUACAAGUUUCAAGCACACCAUGAAUUGAAAGAUUUCCAAGGGUGCAAGUUGUUGUGCUUGGCCCAAAAAUACGGUUUCAAAGGCUGUUAUGUGCUGUCGUAGAAGGUACAUUCUACCUGCAGCUUCGUCGUGCCCUCAGAGAUGGGUAAUCAGCUCUCCGGAAUUGCGCCUUCGCAGAUCCUUAGUGUUGAACAUUAUUUCAGCGAUCUACCCGACUUUGAAUUUGACGGAAGUUUGGGAAGCACAAGGUUUUUCAAGGUUGCUCGAGCGAAGCACCGGGAAGGACUAUGUGUUGUGAAGGUAUUUGCAAUCCAAGAUCCCUCUCUUCCUUUGAAGACAUACCAAGAUCAGCUGACAGAUAUCAAGAACAGACUGGCUACAGCACCAAAUGUUCUGCCAUUUCACCAUUCCAUUCUAACAGACAAAGCAAGUUUGCUCAUGAGGCAGUUUAUCAAGGACAACUUGUAUGAUAGAAUAAGCACUCGACCUUUCCUUGAUGUUAUUGAGAAGAAAUGGAUUGUGUUCCAGUUGUUAUGUGCUCUGGAUCAGUGUCAUUCUGUGAAGGUCUGCCAUGGUGACAUCAAAACUGAGAAUGUAAUGGUGACUGGAUGGAACUGGGUCCUGUUAACUGACAUUGCAAGUUUUAAGCCUGCAUUUCUCCCUGAAGAUAAUCCAGCAGAUUUCAACUUUUUCUUUGACACGUCUCGUCGCCGCAGUUGCUACAUUGCACCUGAGAGAUUUCUGGAUUCAAGGCAAGCAGAUCAGUUAUUGACCAGAGGCUCUGUGACAGCAGGAAAUGGUGAUGUUCAAUCCAAUAAUGGUCCCAGUCUGCCAGACAUGGAUUUUGUUCGACAUCAGCAAGGAACACUGACACCUCAGAUGGACAUAUUUUCUGCUGGUCUCUCUCCUAACUUCUUGCAUCAGAAGCUGUAAGUAUUGUGUGUCCAAACUGACAGUUCUGGAGCUUCUCCUGAAAAUUGCCCAUCAUGUCAGCGACGAUAUAAUUCUUGAGCGACUUCUUCCUUACAUUCUGUUCCUUGUCAACGACCCUCUACCACAAGUCAGGGCCCAAGCCCUGAAGAUCUUAACUCAGUGUCUACAACUUGUUCGCAGUAUGCCUCGCAGCGACGCAAAUAUUUUCCCAGAGUACAUCCUGCCGAGCCUGUCUUGGCUGACUCAAGACCAAGAAGUCAUAGUAAGAAUAGCAUAUGCUGAGAAUAUUGCCUCCCUGGCCGAGACGGCUUUGAAGUUUUUGGAAAUGGCCCAGUUAGAUUUUGCCAAUCAGGAAAAUAAUGAAGAUAGUGACGCUCCCAUACAGUAUCAGGGUAGCUACGACACUGAACUGCAAGCACUGCACGAGCUCAUCCAAAGAAAAGUUGUUACUCUGCUGAGUGAUCCUGAAAACAUUGUUAAACAAACGCUGUUGGAAAAUGGCAUCACACAACUGUGUGUUUUCUUUGGUCGACAGAAGGCGAAUGAUGUUCUGUUGUCGCACAUGAUCACUUUCCUUAAUGACAAGCAGGAUUGGCAGUUGAGAGGAGCUUUCUUUGAUAGUAUUGUUGGUGUUGCUGCCUAUGUUGGAUGGCAGAGUCUUGUGAUGCUCAGACCAUUGCUAGAGCAGGGCUUGAGUGAUACUGAAGAAUUUGUGGUGUGUAAAGCUUUGAAUGCGCUGACUUGUCUGGCCGAACUAGGAUUGCUUCAAAAACCGACGUUGCAAGAACUUGUAUUAGAGAUUGUUCCCUUUCUUUGCCAUCCCAACAUGUGGGUUCGUUACGGAGCAGUCGGAUUUGUGGCUGCAGUGGCUCGUACUCUCAACAUAGCUGAUGUUCACUGCAAUCUGUUGCCUCUCCUUCAGCCAUUUCUCAAACAACCUGUUGUCCAAGUCGAUCAGGAGGUGAUCUUGGUGAGCUUGUUAAAGGAACCCAUUAACAGAGGUGUAUAUGAUUUUAUUAUCCGAUCACCCCACGUCGUCAGUCUCUUUGACAGUUUACAGGACAGACAGUUAGUUCGUAAUCUGUGCCGUGCGGGUCAGAGACCAAAUUACCCAGAAACAGAUGAGGCUCUGGUACCCAUCUUCCGCAAACUGCACUCACAGGGAAUCACAGAGGAGGACGAGGACAAAUUACUUUUCCUCAAGGAAGUGAUUCUCAAGUUACACAGAGCUAAAACUAGUGCCAUGGAACAGCCAGAUAGCAAUGAAGAAGUGAUGAGGGGAGACAUAAACCUCAAGACCCUUAAAGGGGGAAAGACUGUCACAAGACGGAACGCGGAACUUGUAAAAUCCACCGAGGGGAAAAACGACAUGAACUCAGCAAACAAGAAAGGAAGUGCUAAGAACAAAAAGAAUUCAAAUGCUGAACAGCCCUCGAUGAACCCUGAAUGGCAUCACAUGUUUGGAGGAGCAGAAAGCGCUGCAGUGGCGUUGGUCAUGGCGAGGAGAGAGUCCAUGCCAAUCAAUACAAAUCGACCAAAGUCUCCAUUAGGAAAAACCAUCUCCCUUCCGCCUGCUGGGGACAGCAACAAAGAUCAAGUGACUCUCAGCCCGCCUGUUAGCCGGCCCGCCACUAUACCGCGCCCGGAGUCUGGUUCCCAGUUAAAGAAACAAUCUUUGCCGGUCUCGCAAGAAUUUUUGACCCAGAAUCCAUUGCAAGCGCGGUAUGCACUGUGUAAGCUGGAUCUACGGAAACUGGUACACCACAAAAGAGAGCAAAAUGCUGCGGACAUGAAGGAGAAAGCUCUUCUUGGAAGCGUGCUAGCUGAAGGUAGUAAACCGGUUCAGUCUCGAUGGGUUCCUAAAGGACUGUUAGUGGCUCAUCUACACGAGCAUAAGGCAGCCAUUAACAGACUUCAGUUGAGUUCAGACUUCACGCACUUUGCCACUGCAUCUGAUGAUGGAUCUGUCAAACUGUGGGAUCUACAAAAACUUGAUGGCAGGAGUCUGAUUAACAAGUCCAGGCAGACGUACACCAGACAAGGUUGGAAAAUGAAGGCGUUGACUUUCUGUCAAGGAUCCAUUUCCAUAGCUUGCGCUUCUGAUGAAGGAACCAUUGAUGUCUUUAGAAUCGAGCAGGGCAGUCAGCAACCCAAUUCCAGGCUUGAAAAAAGAGUGGACCCCAAAGAAGAAGGGACAGUGGUAGAAUUGACUCAAUUUGAAACAGGUUCCCAGUCAGUGUUAACGUAUGCUACAUCUCAUGGUCUUAUCUGUGGUUGGGAUCUUCGAUCAUCUAAGCUGGCCUGGAAACUAGAAAACGAUCCAUCUCAUGGUGUGAUCACGUCCUUUGUGGUGGACCCUUGUCACAGUUGGCUGACCGUGGGGACGAGUGCUGGUAUGUUAGUCUGCUGGGAUCUACGAUUUCAGCUGCCGAUCACGAGUCUGUCUCAUCCAAGAGGCGCCCGUGUUCGUCGGCUCGCCACACACCCGACCGAGCAGUCCUGGGUAGUGUCAGCCGUGCAAGGUAACAAUGAAGUGACCGUUUGGGACCUGGAGACUGGAGCGUGGAGACAAGCUCUGUGGGCAAGUCACACCCCUCCCCUCUCGCAAACACAGGUUUCCCCUAACGCAGUGCAUGCGCUGUAUACAAGCAGAAAGGAUGUUAGUCCGUACAUCCUGACCGCAGGCUCAGAUCGGCGGAUUCGGCUGUGGGACCUGGCCUAUCCUGAACGUUCCCAGAUGGUGGCAGGAGUUGCUACUGAUAACCUGAAUGGUGUGGUACUACAGUACAAAUCACGUCUUAUAGACGGUACCGAUGUACUCCAGGAAGUUUACUGUAAGCCACGCCAGGGUGGCAUACAUGAUGAUCUACCUCGACGAGGACCCGACCAUCCCCCUAUGGGACAUCAUGAAUGUAUCAACGACAUCGCAGUCACUAAAUUACCCCAGAACUAUAUCAUAUCGGCUGGCAGGGAUGGCGUGCUCAAAAUAUGGAAGUAACUCACUGCUCUUAUCCCGAGGAAUUACGUUGCCUUAGAGUCAGCAAAACACUUUUAAACCGGUCGUAGAUAAUUACAUUUGAUGUUGACAGUUGUUGAGAUAUCCCCAGGGGGAACUGGUUAAUCGACAGAGACGAUCAGUCAAAUCAAGUUAUAGGAAAAACGCUAUAGUAGAGGAAAACAUCUAUAUUAUUUGUCAAAUGUUUUGAAAGUGUCCUGCUUUCUUCAGGUUUACAAAAAUGUUUUAAACCAAUUUUCAAAUGACCGUUUGAAAGCUACAAUAUAUGAUGCAAUCAUUA